Molecule: messenger RNA, 1011 nt
Organism: Fibroporia radiculosa
Lineage: Eukaryota; Fungi; Basidiomycota; Agaricomycetes; Polyporales; Fibroporiaceae
Exons: 3
Coding region: 1-1011 (336 amino acids)
Biological process (GO): regulation of cyclin-dependent protein serine/threonine kinase activity
Cellular component (GO): nucleus; cyclin-dependent protein kinase holoenzyme complex
Molecular function (GO): protein kinase binding; cyclin-dependent protein serine/threonine kinase regulator activity
Source: RefSeq, a predicted model, not a curated record
AUGUCAUCAUCCAGCAUCAUGGUCGUCGACGAGCUUGAUUAUUACUCUCAAGACACUCUGCUACUGUGGAUGUUAGGUUCACCGGUCAAUUGGGGAUUCGUCGACUACAUGCUUGACUACAUAGUUGUGGCGGUACAGCGCUCGCGUAUGAGACCCAACCAUAGGCUGAAGGAUGUAUUCUUCACCAAUACCGUUAAGAAUAUCGUUGAGAAGUCACAAGUCGAAAUGCGCAUGCUCCUGGUCGCCCUCACGUAUGUCGACCGCGCCUGCGAAAAUAUAACGGGGGAUGGGGAUGAGUGGGUCUGCGAACAACUUUUCAUUGGUGCACUCAUGCUUGCAGACAAGUAUACCAAUGAUCAAAACGUCAAUAUAAGAGCAUGGCUAUCCUGGGUGUCGGUUAUGAGGCAAUGCGACCUAGUCCGCAUCGAGCGCAACUUUCUGAAACUUCUCAACUACGACCUUCAUAUUCAGGACUCGGACCUCUUGCGACAUUUCAAGCCAGUAUAUGCCUUGUGCAUAAAGAAUGAGGGGUAUUCUCAAUCGUUCUUCGAACGUCAAGAGUCGUCCAAAGUCUCCUCGUCCAUCAGCGAGCUUCCACCUUCUCGUCGAGCAAUUCAGCGACCCACUGCUGUUCGUGCUCCUGUAGCAAUGCGCAUACCACAGAGAUCAUGUGGCUUCCAUGGGUGCGACGGCACUUGCCCUAGUUCCCAGUCAUCUCCCUCGUCUCCCAUGGUCGCCACGCCACCGGACAAUUCUCUGCUCUCGCUCGCGCUGCCUGGAUCCUAUCGUUCUCAACGAGCGCAGACCCGAAAUUUGCGCGCGUUCCGACCAUACGAAAUGGCCGAUCGAUCACGCAAGACGACCCCAGGUUGGCGCAGUGCGGGAGCAUCGGACGCAUCUAGUUUCUACGUCAAGUACAAUCCAACAACAAUCUUCCCUCCACCACAAGGUUCUCUACCCCGAUAUAACUACGCAUCAUCGUCACGUAGGCCGUGGGCUCUAUACUCAUAA